Messenger RNA from Planococcus citri (citrus mealybug), 628 nucleotides. RefSeq names its product small ribosomal subunit protein uS12. Gene Ontology annotation, molecular function: structural constituent of ribosome. The coding region runs from base 155 to 586 and encodes 143 amino acids. Gene Ontology annotation, cellular component: cytosolic small ribosomal subunit; ribosome. The transcript is spliced from 4 exons. Gene Ontology annotation, biological process: translation. NCBI's taxonomy places the organism in Eukaryota, Metazoa, Arthropoda, Insecta, Hemiptera, Pseudococcidae. The record is from RefSeq and is a predicted model, not a curated record.
ACACGUGGAGACAUCGAUCAAAAAUAAUUAUUUUUAUCAAACUUUCAAAAACGGAUGGAAAGUUUGAUGGAAAAAUGUGUUAGUUUAAUUUGUUAAUUUUUGUUGUAAUCUCAUUAGUUUUUAAUAAAAACCGUGUAGGUUUCCAUCUUAAAGAAUGGGUAAACCGAAGGGAAUCCGUACCGCGCGUAAGCAUGUAAAUCAUCGAAGAGAACAACGUUGGGCCGAUAAGGAUUAUAAAAAAGCUCAUUUAGGAACUAGAUGGAAGGCCAAUCCUUUCGGUGGUGCAUCACACGCUAAAGGAAUUGUAUUAGAAAAAGUAGGAGUAGAAGCUAAACAACCUAAUUCUGCCAUCCGUAAAUGUGUAAGAGUUCAAUUAAUAAAGAACGGAAAAAAAAUUACCGCUUUUGUACCUCGUGAUGGUUGUUUAAAUUAUAUUGAAGAAAACGAUGAAGUAUUAGUUGCCGGAUUCGGUCGUAAAGGUCACGCUGUUGGUGAUAUUCCCGGUGUCCGUUUUAAAGUUGUUAAAGUAGCAAAUGUUUCACUUCUUGCAUUAUACAAAGAAAAGAAAGAACGACCACGAUCAUAAACAAUGUAACGUUUCCAUUUUUAAUAAAUGUUUUCUAAAAUA